GACUUUCUUAUUCUCUCAUUUCUCUUGAUGUGCAAUAUUUCUCAUUAUGGCUUCUCGCGUGCCUUAUCGUGUGUUCCUCUCGUUGAUACCCCUCGUCUGCGUGGUCGUGCUUCUAUCUAAGCAACCGUUCUUUGAUCGUUCACGCAUUCAUCGCAUCACUGAUACAGACAUCAGCGUUUCUCUCUCGCUUCCCCGACUUAACUUUUCAAGGUCGCAUCACGAAUAUUACGCCUCAGAUGCCGCUCGCUCGUUAUGCGCCUCACAUGGUUACACAGUCUUCAACCCUCAUCCCGAUGCGCCAAACGGUCGCCGCAAGAUUUACGAUCUCUUCAUGGUCAAUACAGAACUGGACUUUCUCGAGAUUCGAUUAAAGACCCUUUAUAAUUAUGUCGAUUAUUUUGUUAUCGUUGAGGCGCCACUCACCUUCCAGGGUGGCCCCAAGGACCUUGUCAUCCGUGACAACUGGAAACGUUUUGAGCCUUACCAUGACAAGAUGAUAUACCAUCAGCUCGAGUAUCCGAAAGACUUCAAGCCCUUGCGCCACUGGGAUCGAGAAGACUUACAGCGCAACGCCAUGUUCGACCAAGUGUUCCCAAAGCUCACUGGCGAGCUAACCCCAACUCAAGGCGAUGUCAUUCUGGUUGCCGAUGUCGACGAGAUUCUGCGCCCUGCAACGAUGCUGGUACUUCGAACAUGCAACUUCCCUCGUCGCCUGACCCUUUCGUCCAAGUUUUAUUAUUAUUCCUUCCAGUUCCUGCAUGAUGGGCCCGAGUGGCCAUUCCCACAGGCAACCUAUUACCAAGGCAUGCGUAAUACCAUCCUUCCUGGAAAUUUGAGAACUGGAGAUGCAGGAAUUCCUCUUCUCAGGGACUUGGAAAAGGGAACAUUGGCCAAUGCUGGUUGGCACUGCAGCUCGUGCUUUUCGACAAUAGGCCAAUUUCUGAACAAGAUGGCCAGUUUCUCGCAUGCGUGGAUGAACCACGAAUCCUUCCGCGAUCGAGAUCGUAUCGCAAGUGCGAUACGUGAAGGUGUUGACCUAUGGGGACGUAAGGAGAAUACAUUCACUCGAAUAGAAAAUAAUGCCGACCUUCCAACAUGUCUGCUUGAGGAUCGGGAGAGGUUUCGAUAUAUGCUGGAUCGAAGUGGCAAGACAGCGGGGUUUAGCGACUACCCAUGA
Molecule: messenger RNA, 1177 nt
Organism: Fusarium verticillioides 7600
Lineage: Eukaryota; Fungi; Ascomycota; Sordariomycetes; Hypocreales; Nectriaceae
Exons: 1
Coding region: 47-1177 (376 amino acids)
Biological process (GO): N-acetylglucosamine metabolic process; protein N-linked glycosylation
Cellular component (GO): membrane
Molecular function (GO): beta-1,4-mannosylglycoprotein 4-beta-N-acetylglucosaminyltransferase activity
Source: RefSeq, a predicted model, not a curated record